AUGUUUGCUGGACAGGCCCUGGCCUCCGGUGAAUGCACAACCCAGAUCAGGUCCUUGCUACUUUUGAUCUUCAAUUCAUGUGACUUCCAAAUGGAUACACCCUUAGUCUUUGUCACUGGAAAUGAGAGAAAGCUGCAAGAAGUUGCAAGUAUUCUUGGUGAGGACUGUCCCUUUGAGUUGAUAAGGCAAGACUUAGAUCUGAAGGAAAUUCAGGGAUCUGAAGAGGAAAUAUGUCAAGCAAAGUGUCUAGAAGCUGUUCAGAUUGUCAAAGGUCCUGUUGUGGUGGAGGACACCAGCCUUGCUCUCUCUGCACUCAACGGUCUACCUGGACCAUAUGUGAAAUGGUUUCUGGAGAAGAUUGGGGCUGAAGUGGAGGGAAGUUGUAAACUCCUACACGAUGCUCCCAAUUGCUACCUUGGCUCCCUCACUCCUUACUCCCUGGCUGUUGAAGCCAAUGAUGAGGAAUGGAAAUGCCCAGGUUGCAAGGCUGUAUUUGCCUGGGUCAUGGUGAGACAUGGGAUCCGAUACCCAGCAGAUAAGCGGAUCCCUGGGCUCAAGAAAGUCCUUCAUUCUUUACAGGAUGGAAUCCUCCAGAAUGGGAGCUUAUCAGAAGAGGAGAGGAAACUCUUCAAGGAGUGGAGCAUGGAACAUGUUAAGGAAGGUAUAGGUCACUUUCUUCAUGAAGCAGGAGCCACUGAAGCAAAAUGGCUUGGCGAGAGAUACAAAAGGCAUCUCCCUCAACUCUUUCAUGGUCACUUCAAUCUCAACCACUUCAUGCCUUAUAAGAAUUGCUCAUCAUGGUUGCAUGAGGUAAAAAACAAUAGCCAGACAUAUGUUGAAGUGGAACAAUAUGAGAAAGGACCUGAAUUGGCAGAGGUAGUGGAUCGAUUACAACAGAAGACUGGAGUACUCAACCUCACUGUUUGGCAGGUGCAAAAGAUGUAUGAUGCUUGUUCAUAUGAGACGGGAUGGGAUGGAGAAAGGAUGUCACCCUGGUGCACUCUAUUCACUCCUCAGGAUCUCAAGGCCUUGGAGUUUGCUGAAGAUUUAGAGCUAUGGUACCGGGAUGGACAUGGUCAUCAUUUGACCUACAUGGCCUCUUGUGGCAUGACUAGGGAUAUCCAUGAUCACAUCAGGUAAACUAUAUAGGCUGAUGAAUAUGAUUCUUGUUGUGCAGGGAUACCCAAACUUUUCUACAUCUCCAUUGAUUGGUGUACUUUCCAUAACCCAUAAUGGAUCUACUUCCUACAACCCAGAC
Molecule: messenger RNA, 1258 nt
Organism: Darwinula stevensoni
Lineage: Eukaryota; Metazoa; Arthropoda; Ostracoda; Podocopida; Darwinulidae
Source: the annotation of a GenBank genome assembly